Molecule: messenger RNA, 4617 nt
Organism: Taeniopygia guttata (zebra finch)
Lineage: Eukaryota; Metazoa; Chordata; Aves; Passeriformes; Estrildidae
Product: transient receptor potential cation channel subfamily V member 2
Biological process (GO): calcium ion import across plasma membrane
Cellular component (GO): plasma membrane
Molecular function (GO): calcium channel activity; protein binding
Source: RefSeq, a predicted model, not a curated record
CCCUUCACUGAGAAAUCUAGCCAGUCAUUUCCUGUGCAAACCCUCCUUCACUUUGCAAAAAGCCACAGAGUUGAGGAAAUCAUGGAGAUCUGGGGCUGCUCCUUCUCGCAGGAACCUUGGAUCCCCUCAUGGACCAGCCAGGAGCUCCCCACUGUGCCACUGCCAGGCUGCUGAAGUGAACUUGGGCUUCCCUGCAUGGCUUCUCACCCGUGGAUGGAAAUAAUUUGGGGUCUGCCUUCAUGCCAAUUAACACUUCUUGCUGCUUGACUUGGUUUCUGCUGGGAGGUUACUUCCCCUCUGAAGGAUCUGUUGGGACUCCUUGUCACAUCAGUUCUUGGGUGGAGCUUGCAGCAACUUCUGACGCUCUGUCUCUGCAAGACUGAUGAUAAAUAACUCUCUUGAGCGCUGUGGAGAGAUGGAAACUGCAGCUGAGGAGUGAUUUUGGGGAGAGGAAGACAGAAAAGCACAAGCAAACUGUUAUGGAAGCGCAAAUAUCCUUCUAAAGGAUUCGGCAAAUGCAGCAGCGAUGGAGUCUGGCUGCAGCCCCAGCAAGGGAGAGUUCUCUUCAGAGGAAACCUGUUAACCCUUUGGAGGGAGUGCCUGGGAAUGAGCAGGAGCUGCUGAGCAGAGCUCUGCUGCAGGUUUAGUGCCCCCACAGGGAACAUCUUUGCUGAUCUGCAGGACCAUCUCUCCUGGCAAUGGAUAAAUUCACAAACGGGCAGCCAGGCCCAGCUCAGAGGAAUAGGCUCAUGGGACUGCUAGAAACAGAUGACAGCGUCCAGGAAGAUAAACCUGCCCCGAGUAAAAAGGAAGAAAGGUCAGGACAUGGAAGGAAAGGAGAGCCACAACCCUUGGAGACACCUUAUCAGAAGGAGAGCAGUGACUUUGCCCCUAAAAUCAAGGUUAAUCUGAAUUAUCGGCCAGGACUCGUCAGCAACCAGAAGGACCCGAAUCGCUUUGACAGGGACCGGCUGUUCAGUGCUGUGGUCAGGGGCAGCCCCGAGGCUCUGGAUGGUUUGCUGGAGUAUUUAAGGAGGAACUCCAAAUUCCUCACCAAUUCCGAGUACACAGAUGCAAAGACUGGGAAGACCUGCUUGAUGAAAGCCCUGCUGAACUUAAAAAACGGGAAGAAUGACACAAUCCCAGUCUUGCUGGAAAUAGACCAAAAGACACAGAACCCCAGGCCACUUGUCAAUGUGUCGUGCUCUGACUGUUUCUACAGAGGCCAGACCGCCCUGCACAUCGCCAUCGAGAAAAGGAGCCUCGAGAUGGUGAAACUGCUGGUGGAGCACGGAGCUGAUGUCCACGCCAGAGCCCAUGGGGAAUUCUUCAGGAAGAAGAAAGAAGGAGUUUACUUUUAUUUUGGUGAACUUCCCCUCUCCUUGGCUGCCUGCACCAACCAGCUGGAUGUGGUGGAUUAUCUUUUGAACAACCCCCACCAGAAAGCCAGGCUGCAGGAGCAGGACACCCAGGGCAACACCGUCCUGCACGCCCUGGUGAUGAUUGCAGAUGACACCGAGGAGAACACCAAGUUUGUGAGCACCACCUACGUGGAGAUCCUGAAGGCGGGCGUGAAGCUCGACCCCACGUGCAAACUGGAGGAGAUUGUCAAUUAUGAUGGCUUAAAUCCCCUGCAGCUUGCUGCCAAGACAGGCAAGGUGGAGAUCUUCAGGCACAUCAUCCAGAGGGAGAUCAAGGACCCCCUGUACCGGCACCUGUCCCGCAAGUUCACCGAGUGGACCUACGGCCCCAUCCACGUGUCCCUCUACGACCUGUCCUCCCUGGACAGCUUCGAGGAGAACUCUGUGCUGGAGAUCCUGGCCUACAGCAGUGACACCCCGAACCGCUACAAAAUGGUGGUUUUGGAGCCACUGAACAAACUGCUUCAGCAAAAAUGGGAAACGUUUGCUUCCAAGAGAUUCUACUUCAGCUUUGUCUCCUACCUGUCAUUCAUGAUCAUCUUCACAGCCAUUGCAUACUAUCAGCCCUUAAGGGUAAAGCCUUCCUUCCCGGUGGAAUUCACAGCUGGAGGCUUCCUCUGGGUCUCUGGACUGAUCAUUAUCUUGUUAGGAGGCAUUUAUCUGAUCUUUGCUCAGAGCCUGUACCUGCGGAGGAGGCGCCAGUCCCUGAAGACCAUGUGCUCUGACAGCUGCAUCGAGAUCCUGAUCUUCAUCCAGGCGUUCUCCCUGCUGCUCUCAGCAGUCCUGUACGGAGCCAGCUCGGAGAACUACGUGGCAGUGAUGGUGUUCUCCCUGCUGCUGGGCUGGGUGAACACCCUCUACUACACCCGCGGCUUCCAGCGCACCGGCAUCUACAGCGUCAUGAUCCAGAAGACCAUCAUGAGAGACCUGCUGCGUUUCCUCCUGGUUUACAUGAUCUUCCUCUUCGGCUUUGCUGCAGCUCUGGUGACGCUGAUGGGCGAUGCCCCCUCGGUGUCUCAGAACAAGUCCCUGGCUCACCUGGAGAGCUCGGGCAGCCACGCCAUGUACGGGGGGCUGCUCAGCGUCUCCCUGGAGCUCUUCAAGAUCACCAUCGGCAUGGGGGACCUGGAUUUCCAGGAGCACACCAGGUUCAGGUACUUUGUCACGCUGCUGCUGCUGCUGUUUGUGAUCCUCACCUACAUCCUGCUGCUGAACAUGCUGAUCGCCCUCAUGAGCGAGACUGUCACGGAUAUUUCUGGCUACAGCAAGAGCGUCUGGAAGCUGCAGAGGGCAAUUGCUAUUCUAGAAAUAGAGAAGGCCUGGCUGUGGCGCCAGGGUGGGAAGAGGAGAUCUGGCUGCUUCAUGUCAGUGGGGCUCAAUAAGAAAGAUGAGAGGUGGUGUUUCAGAGUAGAGGAAAUUAAAUGGGCAGAUUGGGCAAAGGAUGUGGGAGUUCUGAAGGAAGAACCUGGGACCACUGAUUCAGAAAUAAAUCCAGAAGCUUCCUGCUGACGAGGGGCUGCUCCUGUGUCCUGCUGCAGAGACCAGCUCCUGGAGACGGCCAGCACAGAAACCACCCCGAGCAGCUGCCCCAGAGGAGCUGGCCCUGCUGCAGCCCCAGCCACCAGGCACAGAGAUGGUGCCUCUGCAGGGACAGCCCAGAGAGCUUUGACAGCUUUUCUGAGCUGCCUCCACCUUCAGAGGAGUUGUUCUUCCCCCAGCAGCUGGGAGAACUGAAAGCAUUGUCAGCAGAAAAGUGCAUUUCGUGGAGGACUGUGGUUCAGCCCGUGGCUUUCAGUGUUGUCACGCACUUUAAUGAUUCAUUUCCUCUGAAGAAACUGUUUUUACUCGACUUUUCUCUGCCUGACAUUUUCUUAUUACUAUGCCUAAAGAUGCAGUGGUGGGAGUGAGCUCCUGGGGCAGUGGGGAAGGCAGAGCUCUCUGAGCUGUGCAGGGAUAAUAAUGCUCAUGGAUAAUGCUCAUGGAAUGACCUGCCUGAGGAUGGCCCAGCCUCUUCUGUUGUCACAAGGGACUGCACUGAAGUGCUUUGGAAUCAAGAGUGUUGUAGAGUCCUAAAAGUUGCUGAGGGUGGAGUUGUCUUCUGUGCUGGUGUGAGAUGUGAGUGGACAAACCCUCACCCUGUGGCAGGGCUCUGUGGUUAAUCCACAUCAGGAUCCCCAUUUCACACCUCCAGAACGAAAUUCUUUGCACUAAAAGCACAGGAGGUGAUGUGGAUUUCUUGGACCUGAAACUUUGCUGGUGGAUUUCUGAGACUUCUGUUUUUCACGGGUUGCUUUGUCUCUGUAAUAAACAGCAGCAGAAUCCUGCUUGUGGCCCCUGAGAGACUGAUGGGCUGACACUUUUUGUGUGGUUUUUGCUUCCUGUUACUUGUCAUGGGCAUCCUGCCUUGCUGCAAAUGUCUGCAAGGAGCUCGUUACUUUUUGUGACUUGUACUCUGCUUCAGGCAGGAGGGGCAGCUGCUGUAAACUCUGUGGGGAAAGAGAUAAAAAUGAACUGUCUCACUUUUCACUCUAUUUAACAGUGAUGGGAAAAACGCCAGUCACUUGGUUUUUAAAAUUUUAAAAGUUUAAUAAUAAUAAAAUGGUUAUAAAAAGAAUACAAUUAGAGUAAUAAAGUUUAGAGUUAGGACAAUUACAAGACAAUAAAAAAGUAAAGAAUUACGGACAUUUGGAUGCUCUCGGACACUAAGACACAAAAAGCAUAACUUGUGAACAAAGGAAUCACCCUUAAACCAAUACAUUUGUUGCAUAUUCAUAUAUCCUUCAUGAUGAUGCAUACAUUCUAUUUAAAACAAGAAACUCUGUUGUAUGUCAACUAUUUCCUUUAAUUCCCUGGUGUCUUUGAGUCUGAGCAAGACCUGAAGAAAUUAGCUUCUUCUGAUAAGAAGCCAUAAAUUCCUCUCCUUUGGAAGAUUGAGGUGUUCCUCAAAGCUGAGUAUCUCAUCCCUAAAAAAAAAAAAACUUCCCCCACAUACAUAGUCUCUAUUUUAACAUUAUGUUGUAACCUAAAACUACACUUAACACAGUACGUAAGAGAAUUAAUACAGCAUAACUUUCUAACAUUGCACAUACAAUAUUCAUUGUAACAUUUGUGAAAAGCCAAUCAUAAAUAUGCAUUUUUCACAGUAGUAACAUGUAAAAUUUCUGUAAACAAUACAACAAGUGUACUUAAUUGAAAA